This is a messenger RNA of Periophthalmus magnuspinnatus, 2613 nucleotides long. It is a transcript of the gene apold1b, whose product is annotated as apolipoprotein L domain containing 1b. Gene Ontology annotation, molecular function: lipid binding. Gene Ontology annotation, biological process: lipoprotein metabolic process; lipid transport. The transcript has 25 exons. Lineage: Eukaryota; Metazoa; Chordata; Actinopteri; Gobiiformes; Gobiidae. The coding region runs from base 310 to 2433 and encodes 707 amino acids. The record is from RefSeq and is a predicted model, not a curated record. Gene Ontology annotation, cellular component: extracellular region; membrane.
CAUGACGCUCCCAUGACUCUGCCUUUGUCCAUCUCUGAGAAAGUUCCGUAAUCUGAGCUUUAGUCUGUGAACGGGGCGUCUCUGUUUUUACAGAAAGAUUCAGAAGAAACGAGAAAAAAGAGAAGUGAGGAGCGGGACAGAGACAGAGGGACAGAGACAGAGACAGAGGGACAGAGACAGAGGGACAGAGACAGAGACAGAGGGACAGAGACAGAGGGACAGGGACAGAGGCAGAGCGUGGACCCGGGACAGACUGAGACAGACCGUGUGUUUCUGUCUCGUUGGACACAUUUGGACACAUUUCUGAGGAUGAACAUGUUCAGGAGAGAGCGACCCCCGACACAACCACCUGUCCCCCCACGACCCACCCCACAGGAGCUGGAGAACCCGGUCACACACAGUUUAAACAAACAGGACUCAGAGAACACACACACACAGAGGACUGGAGUCAUGUCAGUGAUGCACAGAGUGAACCCCUUCAGGUCGUCUCCAGCUCAGGACGCCGCUUCAGUCGUGGCGUCGUCGUCUUCAGAUUCUCUGGACGAGGCCGGCGUCGCGUUUCAGAAUCCUGGAGUUUUUCGAGGAGCAAAGAACAAAAUAAAUCCAUUUAAAUCAAAGUCUGUGAGCGACGCUGAAGCUGCAGGACGUGAGGACGUGACUCCAGCUCUGAGACAGGGUCCCGGCCUCAUGUCUGGGCUGAUGUCCCGGGUCAGUCCCUUCAGGUCGUCUCAGAUUUCUGUAAAUAACCAAAAGCCAGAGCCCCCCCCACGCCCCAACCAGCAAGCACCAAAGACCGAGUCAGCAGAGCCCCCUGACCCCGCCCCCCAGGCCCCUGACCCCGCCCCCCAAACCAAACAGAAUCCAGGAGUGAUUUCAGGAAUGAUCCACAAAGUGAACCCCUUUAAGUCCAAGGAGCCAAAGCUCCACAGAGACGUGUCCAACAGCGACGGGAGUUUGACCGACAACAACAACGUCCAGGACAAACAAAUUUUCCCUGAUGAAAACCCGACUCCAGAGCCUCCACCUCGACCCCAACAGGGCGUGUUCCGGGGGAUGAUGCAGAAGGUGAAUCCGUUUAAAUCGUCUCAGCAGGUUGGUGACUGUGAACCCGACGGACGCCCAAAGCGACAGUCAGACACAGAGACGGUCCCAGGUCUGGAGAGCUCCUCCUCUUCGAGCUCUGAGAGUUUAAACGACGAGACGAUACAGCGACAUUCCAUUUGGUACACGGACACGGUCGGCACCGAGGUCCAGAGCAAACCAAAGGAGCCAAAAAAGAAGCGGACUAAGACUUUCCGGCUGAAGAAGAUCCUGCCCACGGGCUUGUUUGGCUCAGGGACACAGAACGCUGAUGCAGCAGAAGCACCGGCUCAGACAGAGGAGACGGUGCAGAUUCAGCCGCUGGAGUUUGCAGAUGUCAGCAGUGACGGAGCAGGUCUAGACCCUCUGGAUGAUGAAGACGGGCUCCUGUCCUGGUGGAACACAGUUGAGGGUUGGCACGAGUGGAACGAGUCAAACCAAGACGCAGAAGCUGAAGAUGUGGUGGAAGAAGCGGCCGAUCGUGUCUUCAUGGCCGCUCGCCUGUUCGUGCGCCUGUUUAACAAACGCGGAGGUUCUCUGCAGCAGAAGAUCCUGGAGCUGCUCGCUAUGGCCGACGCUGCAGACAGUUUCCAUAAGAAGACUGUGACGGCGAGCGUGGGAGGGGGCGUGGCCAGUGUGGCGGGUUCGAUCACCACCAUCACCGGGCUCAUCCUGGCCCCGUUCACCGCUGGGACGUCCCUCAUCGUGACCGCUGUGGGGAUCGGGGUGGCCACGGCGGGCGGACUCACUUCGGCUUCGGCCAAUAUCACUGACACGGUCCACUCCAAAACUGACCGUAAGAAGGUGGAGAAGAUGAUCCAGGACUAUCAGGACGAGAUCAAGGACAUCAAGGACUGCCUGGACUUUCUGCAGGAGGGAAUGGAGACCCUGGAGGAGUGGAAUUUCGAACAAUACGCCGAAGCCAUUGCCAAGAAGCACCUGAACCAAAACGUGAAGCAUGUGGUGAAGGAGGGCGGGCGUGCGGGCAAAGCUCUGGUCAUCAACACGGAGAGCCUCAUCAACACUGUGCAGGUUCUGAGCGUAGCAGGAGGAGCCGCUAAAGCUGCCCAGGUCAUGAGCGUCACCACGGGGGUCAUGUCCGGGCUCUUCCUGGCUCUGGACGUCUUCUUCCUGGCCAAAGACUCCAUCGAGCUGAAGCAAGGAGCCAAGACGGACUUCGCCGCCAAGAUCCGAGAAGUGUGCAAAGACCUCCAAAAUGGACUGCUGGAGCUCAACCGAAUCAAAGAAGACUUACAGAAAACAAUGGAUGGGAUUGAGGUGGAGGUAGAGGAGGAAGAGGAUGAAGAAGUCUUAAAAUCAGAUCUGAAAAAACUGAUCGAACUUGAAGAAUGAAACAAGAUUACAACUCCAUUUUUUUAGCAAACACUGAAGGAACUUAGCAUUGAGAUAUUUGGUUACUGAGUUUGUACUAGCUGUUUUAAAGUAUUUAAGAAGGCAUUUUAUUUAGUAAUACUAUUUAAAGGUAAUUAAUUAUAGAAUGUGUCUACAAUAAAGUUAUUUCUUCAAAUGUUG